Molecule: messenger RNA, 1402 nt
Organism: Leptopilina heterotoma
Lineage: Eukaryota; Metazoa; Arthropoda; Insecta; Hymenoptera; Figitidae
Gene: Sirt2
Product: NAD-dependent protein deacetylase sirtuin-2
Exons: 6
Coding region: 203-1267 (354 amino acids)
Molecular function (GO): histone deacetylase activity, NAD-dependent; NAD+ binding
Source: RefSeq, a predicted model, not a curated record
UUGAUAAAGUAGUGAUCUAUAAACUCAGGAAGAAAACUGUCCUGUCGUUAUAUCUGUUUAUAUCUGUUUCGUUCUCUUGUCAGUGCGGUAAAAUAUUAUAUUUCAUUUAAAUUUUUUUUGACAUCAAUUUGCUGAUGAAAUUGUUUCAUAAUUAAGUGGAAAAAAGAAUAUCGUUGUAACACGCAAUAAGUACAAUUACUUAAUGGACAAGCCGAAGGAAGAGGAGGAAAGGGAAAAAGAAGCAGAUGAAUCGCAGCUACCAAUUGAUGAAGUUCAAGCUUUAGAAAUGGACAAAAUUCGAAAACUUUUUCUUCAGACAUUGAAUUUAACUGACGAUAAAGAGGAAUCCGAGGAGGAGAAACUUUUAUCCGAUUUAAGUUUAGACGGAAUUGCCGAGUACAUUAAAGAAGGAAAAUGCAAAAAUAUCAUUGUCAUGGCUGGCGCUGGAAUUUCAACCGCAGCAGGAAUUCCGGAUUUUCGUUCGCCAUCCAGUGGGCUUUAUCAUAAUUUAGAAAAAUACAAUUUGCCCCAUCCGCAGGCAAUUUUUGAAAUUGAUUUCUUUAAGAAGAAUCCGGAGCCAUUUUUUGUGCUUGCCAAGGAAUUAAUGCCCGAGGGUUUUAAACCAACAUUGAGCCAUUAUUUUAUACGAUUAUUAUGGGAGAAGAAAUUAUUGUUGCGUCAUUAUACUCAAAAUAUUGACACUCUCGAGAGAGUUGCUGGACUACCAAGUGAUAAAUUAGUUGAAGCACAUGGAACAUUUCAUACGGGACGUUGUUUAGAGUGCAGGGCGCCACACGAUUUUGCCUGGAUGAAAGAAAAAAUACAACUGGGAACGGUACCAAAAUGCGAAGAAUGCGAGGAAGGAGUCGUCAAGCCGGAUAUUGUUUUCUUUGGUGAAAUGCUACCAGAGAGAUUUCACAUUUUGAUCAGUAAAGAUUUUCCAGAAGCUGAUUUACUGAUUAUUAUGGGAUCUAGUCUUGUUGUACAGCCGUUUGCUUCCCUUGUUGACAGAGUGAAGUCUAAAUGCCCUCGACUCUUGUUAAAUAAGGAAAAAGUGGGAAUUGCCGAUCGACUCACAAGACUUUUGGGUUUGAGGCAAGGUCUCGAUUUUGAUUCUAAAUCCAGACGAGACGUGGCCUGGUUGGGCGAUUGCGACAAAGGUUGUCAGGAACUUGCCGAUAAAUUAGGCUGGGGCGUGGAAUUGAAGACCCUCAUGAAAAACGAGCACGCACGCCUUAGCAAAGAGGUGACUGCUGAUAAGAAAUAAUCCCCUCUCUCUUUAUCUAUUAUGUGUAUAUAAUCCAUUAAGUUAGUGCAUAAAUGGUUUUUAUUCGAAAAAUAAGAAUUAUAUAUUAAGGGGGGGUCAAAAAUAAAUUAUUUGGAAAAGAAUGUCCCUACUUUA